Gossypium raimondii (Peruvian cotton) is the source of this 1407-nucleotide messenger RNA. Its product is annotated as zinc finger CCCH domain-containing protein 11. Bases 133 to 1233 code for a protein of 366 amino acids. Gene Ontology annotation, cellular component: cytosol. Gene Ontology annotation, molecular function: mRNA binding; metal ion binding. Gene Ontology annotation, biological process: cytoplasmic translation. Lineage: Eukaryota; Viridiplantae; Streptophyta; Magnoliopsida; Malvales; Malvaceae. The transcript is spliced from 8 exons. The record is from RefSeq and is a predicted model, not a curated record.
UUGAACUCUCUUAAAACCCUAAUUCCCAAAUCUUCCCUCGCUGCCCGCAAAUAAAGUUUCAAAUUUUCUCCCAUUCUUUUAUUAAUUUCGAUUUAAUUAUUUUCGUUUUCUGAUUCGGUGAUUCGCGGAACAAUGCCACCAAAGCAGCAAGGGAAAUCGAAAGCCGAUUUGGCGAAGAAGCAAAAAGUGGUUGAAGACAAAACCUUUGGAUUGAAAAACAAAAACAAAAGCAAAAAUGUUCAGAAAUAUGUUCAAAAUCUCCAGCAGUCCGUUCAACCCAAAGCCGACCCGUCUAAAGUCGCUGCUAAGAAAAAGAAAGAAGAAGAGAAAGCUAGGGAGAAGGAGUUAAAUGAUUUGUUUAAAAUUGCUGUUACACAACCAAAAGUGCCUCCUGGUGUGGAUCCCAAGUCGAUAGUGUGCGAAUUUUUUAAAGCAGGACAAUGUACGAAAGGGUUUAAGUGCAAGUUCUCUCAUGAUUUGAAUGUUCAACGGAAGGGUGAGAAGAUUGAUAUUUACAGUGAUAAGCGUGAUCAAGAAACGAUGGAGGACUGGGAUCAAGAGACACUUGAGAAGGUUGUUGAAUCAAAGAAAACAGAGUAUAACCAGAAUAAGCCCACCGAGAUUGUGUGCAAACACUUUCUGGAAGCUGUCGAAAAGAAACAGUAUGGUUGGUUCUGGGUAUGCCCAAAUGGUGGCAAGGAUUGUCACUACAGACAUGCCCUUCCACCUGGAUAUGUUUUGAAAUCUCAAAUGAAAGCUCUUUUGGAGGAAGAGAGUGAGAAGAUUACUAUUGAGGAAGAGAUCGAAAACCAGCGUUCUAAAACAACAUCAUCGACACCAAUGACUACUGAGCUAUUUAUGCAAUGGAAGACGAAAAAGAUGGAAGAAAGAGAGGUUAGUUUGGCUGCGCAACGAGCAGACAGGGCUAAGAAUGAUCGCAUGAGUGGUCGUGAAUUGUUUCUCUCGGAUGCAAGUUUAUUUGUGGAUGAUGCUGAGGCAUAUGAGGCAUACCAUAGAGAAGAACCUGAGGAUACUGAGCAGAAGGGCAAGGAUGACACAACAGCAGCUGGGCCGAGUGGCACAGCUAGUGUAGCUGCUGAUUCUGAAGAUAUCCUUCUUGAUGAUGAUGACGACGAUGAUGAACUUGACAUGGAUGAGCUGAAUGAACUUGAAGCUAGUUUGUCAAGAACAUCCGUUCAAAUUCAGGAACCAGGUAAUCCAGGUUCAUCUUGAGAAUCCAUUUUUCUUAAAGGGUUAGCAUAAAACUCCAUAGAAUCUUGAAGCAUUAAGAGUGUGUAAACCUAACGUUUAACCGGGAAUGAGAAACAAUUUGUUUGAAACUGGAAAGAUGUUCUGUCGUGCACCUUAUUUUGGCUCAUUAAUGUUAGUCAAGUUUUGCUUCUUGUA